AUGAAGUUAAUAUCUAGUUUGAUAUUUUCAAUUGUAGUAUUAUAUAAAUUGUCAUAUGGUUUCCCACAAUCAUAUGAUGCUUGCACAGAGGUAACAUAUGGGGAUAAAUAUGAUACAAUCCCUGAUUCCUAUGAUGUUAGAACUACUUGGAGUGAAUGUAUAUCACCUAUUAGAGAGCAAAAGAGUUGCGGUAGUUGCUGGGCUCAAGUAAGUACUGGUUUGUUGGCUGAUAAGGCAUGUAUUCAAACUGGUGGUAAAAUAAAAGUUACUCUAUCACCCCAAUAUAUGAUGGAUUGCGAUGGUAGUUGUACAUCCAAUAGCGGUUGUAAUAAUGGAUGCAAGGGUGGAUUUGUCGGUAAGGCUUUUGAGUUUUUAAUCAAUAAUGGUGUUGUUCCAGAUACCUGUUUGUCUUAUAAAGCUUCAAAAGAUGACUCAUGUCCACAAUCCUGUGAUGAUGGUACUCCAUUUAGUAACCAAACCAAAUUCAGAGCUUCAUCAUGUCAAAAAUUCCCAACCAUUCAAGAUGCUCAAGUUGAAAUUAUGACAAAUGGUCCAGUUGUUGCCACAUUAAUGCUAUAUGAUGAUUUUAAACCAUAUAAAUGGGCAAAUAAUAUUUAUGUCAAGGGUGAAAAUGCUAAAACCGUUGAAAGUCAUGCCGUUAGAGUUGUAGGCUGGGGCAAAUCUGAUAGUGGCGUUUUAUAUUGGAUAGCUGCUAAUAGUUGGGGUUCAGGCUGGGGAGAUGGAGGUUAUUUCAAAAUCAUUCGUGGUACAGAUGAAGUUGGCUUUGAAGAAGGUUUUAUAACAAUGACAUCUGAUGACGCCUCUAUUCCAUCAACUUAUUAUGACUUGGACUAUGAAUUAGGUAAUGGAUCGGUUUUCCUUAAACCAUCCUUUAUUAUUAUUUUUGGUUUAAUAGUAUCUUAUUUUAUUUUGGUUCCAUUGAUUUUAUCUUAA
Dictyostelium purpureum is the source of this 954-nucleotide messenger RNA. RefSeq lists its product as uncharacterized. Gene Ontology annotation, molecular function: cysteine-type endopeptidase activity. The coding region runs from base 1 to 954 and encodes 317 amino acids. The record is from RefSeq and is a predicted model, not a curated record. Lineage: Eukaryota; Evosea; Eumycetozoa; Dictyosteliales; Dictyosteliaceae. The transcript has 2 exons. Gene Ontology annotation, cellular component: lysosome.